CAAUACUUCUAAAUUGGUACUGAAAUAUCAAAAAGUAAAUGGGAAACAGUUAACAGUCAGUUUUCUAAUGACAAAUGCCAGUUAUUCCAUUUCUAAGCGGAACUGGUUUGUCCUCCACACUGUGGAACUGGUCAGACCUGGAGACCCACCUGCUGUCUUCAAUGUUACCCAAAUCACAGCCCCUACCAACUAUUCCUUCAGCUGUGCUUGUGUCAGCAGUCAACCAUCUUUGGGGGGCAUGUUGUACCCCGCCAAAAAUGCCACCCAAUGGGAUCUGACUGUCAUGAGAUUUCAGAUCCAAAGCUACAACCUGAUAAAUGAAACAUUUGCUGAUGCUAGUGACUGUGCCGGUUUCUUUUCUCCUGGAAUAUGGAUGGGUUUGCUCACUUCU
Messenger RNA from Thamnophis sirtalis, 391 nucleotides. The record is from RefSeq and is a predicted model, not a curated record. Lineage: Eukaryota; Metazoa; Chordata; Lepidosauria; Squamata; Natricidae.